CGGUCUUUCACAGUCACCUUUUCCCCCUGGGCAACCCCCUUCUGUUCUGUUUGCACCCUCCCCACAGCCACAAAUGAACCCCACACCUCAGCCCCGACAGUUUGCACCAGGGCCUCGACCUUUACACCAACAGGGAAGCUUCAGGUCUCUGCAGCCCUUCUACACCAGUAGGACCGGGCUCGCUCCCAGCGCCGGCCCUCGUGGCGUACCCCCCAGCAGUGCUCCCCGGCCCGUGACUCCCACCCAUGUGUACCAAGCAGGCCCCGGCUCCCAAAUGAUGAUGAUUCCCCAGCAACAACUGUCCUUCCCCAGCUCACCUCAGGGUGCGGCCUUCUUCAUACCUGGGCAGUACCGGUCAGCAGCUUAUAUGACAACACCCCAGCAGUACCAGGUCCCAGCAGGAACCCCAGGCUUCUACCCUGGAACCAGCCCUGCUGAAUAUGGUACUUUUGGGGCGUUUUACCCCGCUCAGCCCCAGUUCCCCGCCUCCGUUCAGGCUGGACCGGUGAUCAUGAACCCAGCUCCUCAACAGCAGCAACCACCACAGCCCCCCCAGCACAUCUCCACCAAACGGGAACGCAAACAGAUCAGAAUAAGAGACCCUAACCGAGGAGGCCAAGACAUCACAGAGGAGAUUAUGUCAGGGGGGCGGAGUGGCUCUACUCCAACCCCUCCUCAGACGGCCGUAUCUGCAUCAGAGAGGACCGCGCUGCCCCAGGCUAACGGUGAGAGCCUCGCAGCUGCUGCGACACCCGCACUGGUUCCACCAGAUGACAGAGGGAAACCUGCCCCGCCUCCUCUGUCACACACCCCUGAGCUUGAUAAGAGUGGCCCCACCCCCAAAGAGGCCACCUCCUGUGACGCAAACACAAAGGCUCCAGCAGCGCUGCUUUUAGAAACCCCAAACUCAUCUCUUAACACGGUUUCCACUUUUGGACCUAUUUUACCGCUCUCAGACAACAUGGAUGCCUCCCCCGCUAAAAGAGAACCCACCCCAACCCCUCUGUCAGCACCUGAGGUACCUGCGUACCCUGCCCCUCUCCCUGACCCGGUCCCCACCUCCUCCAUAGAAACAGAAACAGACGAGACGGAUGAAGAGAGAAAAGAGGAAGACCUCAAAGAGACUGAAGCUGAGGAAACUCUAAGCUCUCUGGACCCACACGGUGAUCCGACCUCUGGCACUAAUGGAGUGGAGGAGGUGGAGCCAGAGCGCUUGUCAGUCGUGGUACCUACUUGUCAUCUAGAAGACUCGCUGGAGUCUCCCAUCGUUCAGCCAGAGGAGCUCUGUCUGCCCAAUGGGCUGCCUCUCCCAGCCCCUCAGGAUCCCGAGGCUCUCGCCGUGAACACCGCGGAGCGUGACGACAGCCCCAUCGCUGAGCCCGAGGUCAUCCAGCCGCCGCCAACGCAGACUUCUCUGCAGACCUCUGCAGCUGUGGCUGAGACACCAUCUGCACCAACUGUCCAGCCAACACCUGUAACGGUUGACCAGCUGCCAUCUCCACCCGCUGCGGAGGAAAGUCCCGUAGAAACGGAUUCACAGGCUACACCUGCUCCGCCCGAGGACCACGACGCUGCGCCGGAGGAGCCUCUGGAUGCUCAGGAAGAUGUUUCAGUGCCUCAGUCCAGUGUUAAAGAAGAGAUGACACCCCCUUCCGAGGCCGUCUCCUUACCUGAAAUCUCGCAGGAAACUCUGCCCACCGUGCCCACUCCCCCCGAAGAGGAGAGAGAAGACACUCCUCCUCUUCCUCUCACCGUCACCCCCGCCCUGGUAGAAAUGUCUAUGCAAGCUGCUGUGUCAGUGCCAAAGAAGAAAAGGAAAAUGAAGGACCUCAACAAGAAAGAGGCAGUUGGAGAUCUCUUGGAUGCCUUUAAGGAGGAGCAGGUAGUUGUCCCCCCAGAGCCGGCCCCUGCCCCCCCACCAAAGGCCCAGCCUCCUGCCGCGUCUCCUGCAGCCCCAGAGGACCCAGACCUGACCUGGGAGGAUAAGGAGGACAAACUGGACGCUGAGAACAUUCAGCCCGAUUCUCCUACGUCCAACGACUCUGACAUGAAGUACCAGUACAAAGAGGAACAAUGGAUGCCAAUAAACAUGGAAGAGAAGAAGAAAUACGACCGGGAGUUUCUCCUGGGCUUCCAGUUCAUCUCUGCAAGCAUGAACAGACCUGAGGGUUUACCAGCCAUCAGUGACGUCGUCCUGGACAAGGCAAACAAAGCUCCUCUGCGUCAGCUGGACCCCAGUCGUCUGCCAGGGAUGAACUGUGGGCCGGACUUCACUCCAUCUUUUGCCAACCUCGGCAGGCCUAGCAUGGGAGGAGGAAACAGAGGACCACCUCCAGGUAUGAGCAUUGGAGUCGGUGGUCCCCGUCGCUCCCAGCAGAUGCAGAGGAAGAUUUUCAUCACCAUGGCCUCCAACGAAGACGUGCAGCUCAACAAGGCAGAGAAGGCCUGGAAACCGUCUGUGAAGAAAGUCACUCGCACCCGCGCGGCCGAGGACAUAGACGAGAACGACCCAGAGAACAUUAAGACCCAGGAGCUGUUCAAGCGGGUCCGCAGUAUCCUCAACAAACUCACCCCCCAGAAGUUCCAGCAGCUCAUGAAACAGGUGAUGGAGCUGACCAUCGACACGGAGGAGAGGCUGAAAGGGGUCAUUGACCUCACCUUCGAGAAGGCCAUCUCGGAGCCGGACUUCUCAGUGGCUUACGCAAACAUGUGCCGCUGUCUUUCAGGGCUUAAAGUCCAAACCACAGAUAAGCCAGGAGCCACUGCAAACUUCCGCAAGCUGCUGCUAAAUCGAUGCCAGAAGGAGUUUGAGAAGGAUAAAGAUGACGAUGAGAUCUUUGAGAAGAAGCAGAAGGAGCUGGAAGCUGCAUCAGGGGGGGAGGAGAAGCAGCGGCUUAUGGAGGAACUAGAAGAUGCCAAAGACAAGGCCAGGAGGCGCUCACUGGGAAACAUCAAGUUCAUCGGGGAGCUGUUCAAGCUCAAAAUGCUCACAGAGGUCAUCAUGCACGACUGCAUCGUAAAGCUCCUCAAAAACCAUGACGAGGAGUCCCUGGAGUGCCUCUGCAGACUCUUGUCCACUAUUGGCAAGGACCUGGACUUUGAGAAGGCCAAGCCUCGUAUGGACCAGUAUUUCAAUCAGAUGGAGAAAAUCAUAAAGGAAAGGAAGACGACCUCCAGGAUCCGCUUCAUGUUACAAGAUGUUCUGGACCUCCGACGGAACAACUGGGUACCGCGGCGGGGGGAUCAAGGCCCCAAAACUAUCGACCAGAUCCACAAAGAGGCUGAGCUGGAGGAGCACCGGGAGCAGAUGAAGGUGCACCAAGCCCUCAUUUCCAAGAAGGACACCCCUGGAGGUCCCGGAGGCAGGAUGGGUGGAGGGGGAGGUCCUGGCCGGGGGGGCCCUCACACCCCAGGCCGUGGGGCUCCUCCUCAGGAUGAGGGCUGGAACACGGUGCCCAUUUCCAAGAACCGGCCUAUCGACACCUCUCGCCUUAGUAAAAUCACAAAGACUCCUGUUCUGGACUUCAACAACCAGCUGCUUGCUCCAGGAGGGAAAGGCUCAUGGGGGAGCUGGGGUAAAGGCAGCAGCGGGGGCACCAUUGCCAAACCUGCAGAUUCUGGCGCAGAGUCAGGGAGCCGCCCCGCAACCAGCACCCUGAACAGAUUCUCCGCCUUACAGCCAGCUCCCAUUAAUUCAGGCUUUUCUGCGGAGUCGGAGCGCAGAGUUCCUCAGAGGAACAGCUCGAGCCGAGAGAGAGGCGACCGCUUCGACCGGCGAGACGAGCGGGAUCGAAACAGACUGCAGGUCACCAAACGCAGCUUCAGCCGAGAGAAGGAGGAGCGGGGCUCGGCCAACCACCUUCCCAGAAUGCAGAGCGCCUCGGACCCCAGAGGGAGCACCAACAGAGCAAAAAGCAGAGACAACGUGAAGCGGGAGACAGCUGCAACCCCCCCGCCCCCCCAGACCCCCACCGAGCCGACCUUGACAGAAGAAGAGUUGGAGAAGAAGUCUACAGCCAUCAUUGAGGAGUACCUCCACAUUAACGACAUGAAGGAGGCCCUGCAGUGCGUGCAGGAGAUGAACAGCCCUCAGCUGCUCUUUGUGUUUGUGCGAAACGGGCUGGAGUCCACGCUGGAGCGCAGCGCCAUCGCCAGGGAGCACAUGGGCCUGCUGCUGCACCAGCUCCUGAAGAGCGGUAUCCUCUCAACGCCGCAGUACUACAAAGGGCUUCAGGAGAUUCUGGAGGUGGCUGAAGACAUGGCAAUAGACAUCCCACACAUCUUCCUGUACCUGGCUGAGCUCAUCACUCCCAUGCUGCAGGAGGGGGGCAUCCCCAUGGGAGAGCUGUUCAGGGAGAUCGCUAAGCCUUUGAUCCCUCUGGGCAAGGCUGGACUGCUGCUGGUCCACAUCCUGACCUUACUCUGCAAGGGAAUGAGCCAUAAAAACGCGGGCGCAAUGUGGAGAGAGGCGGAUCUCCGGUGGACAGAGCUUCUUCCUGAAGACGUAGACGUCAACAAGUUUGUUACCGAAAAUAACGUGGGGUUCACGUUGGGCGACGAGUCAGAGAAGAGUGGACCGAAGGAGAUGAGCGCCACCGAGCUGACCAAACAGCUGGACAGACUGAUCCAGGGCAGAGCGGACAACCAGAAGAUCUUUGACUGGGUGGAGGCCAACCUGGACGAGCAGCAGACGUCCUCCAGCAUGUUCAUCAGAGUCCUGAUGACCUGCGUCUGUCAGUCAGCAAUCAUCUGUGAGAACCCGUACAAGGUGGAUGGCGAUCAGAUCAAGCUGAGGGCCAAGCUGCUGCAGAGAUACCUGAAGGAUGAGCAGAAGGAGCUGCAGGCGCUGUUCGCCCUGCAGGCCCUGAUGGUUCAGAUGGAGCAGCCCGCCAAUCUGCUGCGGAUGUUCUUCGACACCCUUUACGACGAGGACGUGAUCAAAGAGGAGGCCUUCUACAAGUGGGAGUCCAGCAAGGACCUGGCUGAGCAGCAGGGCAAAGGCGUGGCCCUGAAGUCCGUCACCGCCUUCUUCACGUGGCUCCGGGAGGCCGAGGAAGAGUCGGACAACAGCUAGGGGGCGCCGGGCGGGGAACGAUUCAGAUUCAGUCUGAAUCCAUCUAAAGUCCUUCUGCAUGAACAGAAAAAGAGGAAAAAAUUCUUCAACUGGGAGAGAUUGUAUUAUGGAUCGAACAUUCGAUCUUUUUUUUUUUUGGAUUUCAUGUAAAAAAAACAGAAUGUCUUUUUUUGAAAUAAACAUAAAGAAAAAAAAUAGAAUUAAAGGAGAGAAUGUGAGGACGGAGCUGACCCUCUGUUUAUGAUGUCAUGCCGUCUCCUCAGUUUUUAGCUUUAGUUUGCAAACGGCUUUCGCUUGUCGUGGCAGAACUAUCACAUUCAUGGUGACCAUCGAGAGGCCGUUCACGUCUAUUUUUCUGAAGAGUUGAUGCUUUGAAUGGAGAUGCAGCGACUACUGCUCGGAUGCUGGAUGAGCGGAGUUCAUGUUUUUAAUCAAACAGAAAGGAAGGCUUCAGAUGUGGGGGCAGUAACUGAGGAGGGGUUUCUGGGAGGACUCUGACCCCUCUUGAGCCUGAUGGACUUAGAAGAAGAAGAGGGAAACUUGAAAAUCCAGACAGAUGUAUUUUGAUGCUGAAGGACUGAAAGUGUCUGUUCCUCUGCUUUCUGGACUGUUGUGUAAAUAUGUGAUGAAGAAUAUCUUUUUUGUUUUGUUUUCCAAAGAUGCUGCUGCUGUAUCUCUGUUCCUGAGACUAACCUGCAAUCCCCCGUGUAUUUAUAUUUUCUUCUCCUCAGCUGGCAGAAGGUGCUUGUAAUUAUCCAACCUGUUGAUUACAGUUCAGUGGAACAUUUGUAAAUAUUUUUUUGCUUCUCUUUAUUAAAAAGAUAUUUAAUUAAAGAAAA
Molecule: messenger RNA, 5913 nt
Organism: Oryzias melastigma (Indian medaka)
Lineage: Eukaryota; Metazoa; Chordata; Actinopteri; Beloniformes; Adrianichthyidae
Product: eukaryotic translation initiation factor 4 gamma 1
Cellular component (GO): eukaryotic translation initiation factor 4F complex
Molecular function (GO): mRNA binding; protein binding; translation initiation factor activity
Source: RefSeq, a predicted model, not a curated record